AAUUUAUUGGCGCGGCUACUCUCACAAUUCGCUACCUAUACGUGUGCUGUUAACAUUCAAAUUACUCAGUCAUCUGUCAUACCUUAUUAGUCACCGCAUAGAAGUAGCUCAAAAACCACCACCCAAUAAUUAGAUUAAAAUGACCAUUGGGGUUAUGGAAGAACGUAACCAAGACGCCACAAUUUAUGUUGGUGGACUGGAUGAGAAAGUCAACGAAUCAAUCCUUUGGGAGCUUUUCCUUCAGGCAGGGCCAGUGGUUAAUGUACAUAUGCCUAAGGAUCGAAUAAACAUGCAGCACCAAGGCUAUGGAUUUGUAGAGUUCAUGACGGAAGAAGAUGCCGACUACGCUAUGCGUAUAAUGAAUAUGAUCAAAUUGUAUGGGAAGCCUAUCCGUGUGAAUAAAGCUUCGGCAAAUCAGAAAAAUCUUGACAUAGGUGCCAACAUCUUCAUUGGUAAUUUAGACCCUGAGGUGGAUGAAAAGCUGUUAUAUGAUACAUUCAGUGCAUUCGGUGUCAUACUUCAAACACCUAAAAUUAUGCGUGAUCCUGAAACAGGGAAUUCUAAAGGCUAUGCGUUUAUUAAUUUUGCCAGUUUCGAGGCUAGUGAUGCAGCGAUUGAAGCGAUGAACGGACAGUACCUAUGUAAUCGAGCUAUCACUAUAUCAUACGCGUUUAAGAAAGAUAGUAAAGGUGAACGUCAUGGUUCAGCUGCGGAACGUUUGUUAGCUGCACAAAGUCCCCUUUCUCAAGCUGAACGUCCGCAUCAGCUGUUUGCAGAUGCCCCACCACCUCCACCCCCACCACCUCCACCAACCUUGCUUGCAGGAAAUAUGGCUCACUCAGUCCCAACUAUGUCGCCGAUUACAAUACCUGCAGCAUCUCUGGUCAUGCCACCACCACCACCACCCAUUCAGACGGCUUUAAUGGGAUUCGGUCAGUCUGUUGUACCCGGUUCAAUGCCACCACCACCUCCUCCUCCGCCUCCACCAAUCUUACCUGUGCUUGUUGCUCCUGCCGCCCCAACAUCUUUUCCACCUCCUCCACCUCCACCUUCACCGUCAGCUGGUUUCCCUGCGCCACCACCACCUCCUAGAUUUCAGGGAUUCCCACCACAAGCUCCCGUGCCAGAACAGCCAUGGCAGUCUGCAGGAUCUGCUGGCCUUCCACCAUCGUCUAGUGCUCCUGCUCCUACACCUACACCAGCUGCUUAAGAACAGUGUUACUUGAUAUUUGUUUAAAAAUAUAUCAAAUGCAAUUUUUCACAAA
Heterobilharzia americana is the source of this 1265-nucleotide messenger RNA. The record is from the annotation of a GenBank genome assembly. NCBI's taxonomy places the organism in Eukaryota, Metazoa, Platyhelminthes, Trematoda, Strigeidida, Schistosomatidae.